AUCAUAUUGAACGAAUACCACCAGGACUGAUAGAUAGAUAUAUCUACCGACCUCCUUCUACUUUCCUACCUCUCUCUCUCUCUCUCUCUCUCUCUCUCUCUCUCUCUCUCUCUCUUUACCAUACGAGCCAAAGUAUCGACUGGUACCACGAAGAAGUAUACCUACCUAGUACUUCACUUCAUACCUUACCUCAUCCUGCUAGCAUUGCAUCUCUCCCACAUUUCCCCAACCCAAAAUAAGUCAUAAAUCAUUCGACUAGUUGAAUCCAACUUCCAAACUUCCAACUUACCAGACCAAACUUCAAAUACAGCUCAGCCCCUUCAAAACAAACACAAUCCCUCGUUUUCUCUAUCGGCAAUCAUAUCUAUCGAUCUAUUUGUUGCAUUACUUCUUGCUCUGCUUUACACAUCUACCGCCAUUCCUGAUUUCACUGAUUCGAUUUCACACAACUGCCCCACCAUCUAUCUAUCUACCUAUCUAUCGAUCGAUUUAUUCACUGCCCCUCCUUCGAACUUGCUCUCCUCGAAUAAAGAAAGUUCCUGUUAAGCUAUAAAGCUACACAACACAACCCAGCAUACAAUCACAAAGCUCAUGAUUGCGCGAUUACCAAUUUACAAAACAAAUUACAUUGAAUUUCAUUCUCCUUCUUCGUUCUUGAGGAUCUCUCCACAAAUUUCAUCAUGACCGUCUUUGUGGUCUCCCUUUUUCUCCCAAACACAAUUAACUUCAAACUUCCUUCCAAUAAUUCUCGUCCCCCUACCAGAUCCAAGCUUCACCCAGAUUCCCAAUCAGACGCUUCCCGCUCUGGACGUCCAGGUGCUGCCAGAAGAACUACUACCAGAAUCGAUACUGGCAAACCAAGUCUUUUCGGCCACCAAAGAGAUAUCACUCCCCCAGCAACACCAAUACACGAUGUUGAUCAUGAACAAUUCUUCGCUCAAACCGACCCUUUAAAUCUAAAAGCCUCCCUUCCCAUACAAGAGAACCAACAUUCCAUAAUCGCGCCCAGCGAUCCCCAUUCACCAGCAUGGGGUGCAGGAAAGAUGUUCAACCAACCACGCUCCCGAGCCAGUUCUCCUCCUCCCGCAGAUAUUCUCAAACAUAAUAAAAUGAAGGAGAAGGCAGAGCUUCUUGGAAGCGCUGGAGUUCGUCAACCACAAUACAAAAGAAGUGACAGUCAUGAUAGGGUUUUUGCAAAUGCCGAAUGGGAAGUUGAGCCAGCGGAGCAAGGUAAUGGGGGUUUAAGAAAUGCCGUGCAAGCUGCAGUCAGAAGCGGAAACCUUGAGGAUAAGAUUUGGGUCGGUACACUAGGAAUGCCAACGGAUGCUCUCGAACGUCAACAAAAGCAGGACAUUGACGAUCGUAUGGCUACGGAGUACGAUUCUUUGACGGUUUUCUGCAAAGAUAGCGAUUUCGAUGGUCAUUAUACGCACUAUUGCAAGCAGAUUUUAUGGCCCGUCUUCCACUACCAGAUUCCCGACAAUCCCAAAAGCAAGGCUUACGAGGAUCAUUCUUGGGUUUAUUAUGUCAAAGUGAAUCAAGCUUUCGCAGACAAGAUCGUCAAGUCAUGGAAGAGAGGUGAUGUUAUCUGGAUCCAUGACUACCAUCUUCUACUGGUACCUUCAAUGAUCCGUAAAAAGCUUCCAGACGCUAAGAUCGGGUUCUUCCUUCACGUUGCAUUUCCAUCUUCAGAAGUAUUUCGAUGCUUGGCGGUUCGCAAGGAACUACUUGAAGGUAUGUUAGGAGCAAAUCUUAUUGGGUUCCAGAUUCAAGAGUAUGCACGCCAUUUCUUGCAAACCUGCAGUCGUAUCUUGAUGGUCGAAGCCACAAACGAUGGUAUUCAACUCGAGGAUCGAUUUAUCGAUGUUAUUAAUCUCGCAAUUGGAAUUGAUCCCGUUGCUCUGGAUAUGAACCGCCUGGACCCUAAAGCUACCCAUUGGUUGAACACGAUGCAAGAGAGAUACCGUGGUAAGAAACUCAUUGUUGCACGAGAUAAGUUGGAUCAUGUACGAGGUGUACGACCUAAGCUCUUGGCGUAUGAGCUGUUCCUAAACAAAUACCCUGAAUGGCGAGACAAAGUUGUUCUUAUCCAGGUAGCAACCUCUACCACAGAGAAUGCCGAACUCGACGCGACUGUUUCAGAUAUUGUUACUCGAAUCAACUCUUCAUGGGCAAAUCUCGCUUAUCAACCAGUCGUUUACCUGAAGCAAGAUAUCAUCUAUCCACAAUACCUAGCUUUACUCACAGUCGCUGAUGCCUUGAUGAUUGCAAGUCAGCGUGAAGGAAUGAAUUUGACAUGUCAUGAGUAUCUGUUUUGUCAAGAUGGCAAGUUCGAAGGUCACAACAAGCAUGGAUCUCUUAUCCUUAGUGAAUUCACUGGUAGUUCUUCUAUCUUCGGUGGUAAUGAGCUAUCUGUUAAUCCUUGGGAUUAUCGCCAAUGCGCCGAUGCAAUCAAACAAGCUCUUGAAAUGGAGGAUGAAGAGAAAGAAGAACGAUUCACAAAACUUCAUGCAGCUGUCAUGCACCACACAGGAGAACAUUGGUUUAACGAAUUCCUUCAUCGCCUCGACAAGGUCUAUGAUGAGCAGCACAAGAGGGAAACCACAUCUGUUCCUCGUCUCUCGAUCAACAUACUUGGCCAAAAGUAUCAGAAGUCGGAGCGUAGGCUCUUCAUUAUUGAUUAUGAAGGAACUUUGGCAUCAUGGGGCUCACCGAGCAGUAUUAUUUUAACAAGCCCGCAACGCACAAUUGAUACUCUUAAUGAUAUUCUACAAGACGAAAGAAAUACAGUCUAUGUAAUGUCUAGCAGACAACCAGAGGAGCUUGACCGUUUAUUCAAACGAGUUCCACGUCUUGGCCUCAUUGCUGAAAAUGGCUGUUUCCUUAGACAAUUUGGAACUUCGGAAUGGACCGAGAUGGCCGACCCCGAAAAAAUGCGCGCAUGGAAAGAUUCGGUUGAAGGUAUCAUGGCUUAUUAUACCGAGCGAACCCCAGGAUCUUGGAUUGAGACAAGACACUGUAGUUUGAUCUUCCAUUACAAGAAUGCUGAAGACUUCGAAACUGCAACUCGACAAGCAGGUGAUUGUGCAAGCCACAUUAAUGAUGCAUGUGUUGAGCAAAGAGUUAGAGCUCUUCCUCUUGAAGGAGCUGUUGCAGUAGAACCAAUUGACUGGUCAAAGGGUACAGCUGCCAUGAAGAUAUUCGAAGGCCUUGCCAAAGACAUGUCACCUAACGCUGAACACACUUCUCCUGUCGAUUUCUUACUAGUGAUAGGUGAUGGUAGAGAUGAUGAGGUUAUCUUCAGAUGGGCCAAUGAUUUGGGCAGAGCUAAGAAGGUUGAUAAUGUUACAACUGUUAGUCUGGGGAGUAGAAAUACUGAAGCUGGGUAUACACUUACCCAGGGUGUUACUGGUGUCUUGACAGCUUUACAAAAGCUAGCUCAAUUAUCUUAGAAUGUUUUUAUUGAUGGGUUGCAUUUCUUUACAAGAAGAAAUGAUUGAAAUGGGAUAGUUUUCGGGAAUAACACACUGAGACGAUGAUAUAGAUGAUUUUAUGAAUGGUUCUAAUAUGGCGGCAUAGCGAGGGCGUUCUUUCGUUGUUAUCUUUUCUGUUUCUUUUCCUCUUUCUGUAAAGUUUUUUUUUUCUUUUCUUUCCUUUUGGAUUGGAUUGAGGGAAUAGAAUUAAACACAUACUUACAGACAGAACAUACAUACAUAUGUUAUGAGAAAGUACUCGGAAAUUAUGAUAUACAUAUAUGCGUACA
Messenger RNA from Botrytis byssoidea, 3763 nucleotides. RefSeq lists its product as uncharacterized. Gene Ontology annotation, cellular component: alpha,alpha-trehalose-phosphate synthase complex (UDP-forming); cytosol. Gene Ontology annotation, molecular function: catalytic activity. The transcript has 7 exons. NCBI's taxonomy places the organism in Eukaryota, Fungi, Ascomycota, Leotiomycetes, Helotiales, Sclerotiniaceae. The record is from RefSeq and is a predicted model, not a curated record. Gene Ontology annotation, biological process: trehalose biosynthetic process. Bases 681 to 3452 code for a protein of 923 amino acids.